AGUGCCGCUGCUUGUGCUUGAGUUGUUCAGGCUCUUUGCAAGAAUCAGCUGUGUUUCCAGACAGCGGGCUGCAUUUGAGCAUUUUCCUCCCCGUAUUCUCAGGCGUUUGGAGCAGCGAUGAUCAAACCAGCUCUUCUUUCAUGCCUGUUUCUGCUGUUAAGUCCGUCUCCGUGUGAAGGUCAGUCUCAGCUGAUUGGUCCACCUCGGCCAAUAUUGGCAAUAGUUGGUGAUGACAUCAUCUUGCCAAGCCACCUGGACCCUGCUGUGGACGCUUUUGGCAUCACAGUGGAGUGGGCGAGACCCGACCUGAAGCCCAGGUUCGUCCACGUGUGGCGUGACGGUGUGAACCUUCUGAUUAAUCAAAACCCGUCCUACAUUGGAAGAACGUCUCUGUUCAUGGACAAACUGAAGAACGGAGACGUAUCUCUGAAACUCUCUAAAGUGAAACUCUCUGAUGAGGGAAAAUACAGAUGCUUCAUCCCUUCACUUGGAAGAGACACUAUCAUCCAGCUUGUUGUUGGUGCUGCCUCCUCUCCUGUCAUCAACGUGAGCAAAAGCAGCAGUGGAGUGGUUUUAGAGUGUGAAAGUAAAGGCUGGUACCCAGAGCCUGAGCUGUUUUGGCUGGACGCUGAGGGAAAGCUCCUCUGUGCUGGAGCUUCAGAGACAGUCAGAGGUCCUGAUGGCCUCUAUACUGUCAGCAGCAGAGUGACUGUGGAGAAG
Molecule: messenger RNA, 720 nt
Organism: Myripristis murdjan (pinecone soldierfish)
Lineage: Eukaryota; Metazoa; Chordata; Actinopteri; Holocentriformes; Holocentridae
Product: butyrophilin subfamily 3 member A2-like
Exons: 3
Biological process (GO): T cell receptor signaling pathway; regulation of cytokine production
Cellular component (GO): external side of plasma membrane
Molecular function (GO): signaling receptor binding
Source: RefSeq, a predicted model, not a curated record